Effrenium voratum is the source of this 3708-nucleotide messenger RNA. The record is from the annotation of a GenBank genome assembly. NCBI's taxonomy places the organism in Eukaryota, Dinophyceae, Suessiales, Symbiodiniaceae.
AUGCAAGAGCUGACGGCUCAGCUGGGGCUUCUGCAGUCCACCUUGCGCCACUCCUGGUCGGGCGAGAGCCCGCAACAUGACCCUCGGGCGGCGGGCGAGCGGCACCUGGAGCAGCGGGUGCAGCGAACGGAGAUGGCCAUGGCUCGGGAGACCCGGUAUAGCUGGCCUACCUCACCGGAUCCGGAGACACUUAAGAAGGAGAGCCCCUGGCCCUCCUCCAUCCGCGGCUCCGGUAGCCCGGAGUUCGUGCAGCGGGUGCAGCUGGUGAGAGGCAAGCUGGCGAAGAUCCCCCCGCUGCCGGGCAGGAAGGAAGAGACCAAAGAGAAGGAGGAAUGGGAGUCCAUGGAGGCCUUGGUGCAAGAGCGCGAGGAGCUGCAGGAGGAGUGCGACGCACUGAAGGUGCAGCUUUGGGAGGUGCAAACCACGCAGCACGACACCACUGAAGUGGAGCGCGACCGGCUUCAGCGGGAGGUGGAUGUGGUGAGCCGACAGCUGGGGCAAGUGCAGGGGCAGGCGGAGCGCAUCUUUGCGGAGAUGCAGCUGGAGCAUUCCCAGGAGCUGCAGCGCCUGAGCGAGGUACCGGACGAGCAGAAAGAUGAAGAAAUCAAGGAGCUGAAGGAGAGGCUCAGGCAGACCAAGCUGAUGACAGAGGAAGCGGUCGAGGCGCAGAUUGAGGCAGAUGCCCAGACUGAUGCGGAUUUCAGACAGAUGGAAAUGGUGUGGGAGAGUGAGGUGCAAGAGGUGGCCAGCGAAGGCAUCCAAUUGGAGGAGCAAUGCUUGGAGGAGCUCGCGCAGCUCCGGGAGGAGCUCGCGGCGCAGCAGGCGCACGGUCUGCGAGAGGAGCUGAGUGCCCAACAGUCCGCCCUCACCGUGGCGAAGGCCGAGGAAGAUGCGGCGAAGCGCAACAGCGCGGAGACGACCAGGGAGGCGCAGUUGCUCCAGGAGGAGCUGCAUGCCAAAGAGUCCGCCCUCACCGUGGCGAAGGCCGAGGAAGAUGCGGCGAAGCGCAACAGCGCGGAGACGACCAGGGAGGCGCAGUUGCUCCAGGAGGAGCUGAAUGCCAAAGAGUCCGCCCUCACCGUGGCGAAGGCCGAGGAAGAUUCGGCGAAGCGCAACAGCGCGGAGGCGACCAUGGAGGCGGAGUCGCUCCAGGAGGAGCUGCAGGAGCUGCAGGCCGAGCUUCAGCUGAGCGGCAGCCAGCUGAAGGCCCUCCAAAGCGACGUCCAGGAGGAGAAGGCGAAGCAGCUGGAGAUGCAGCUGUCGGCGAAAGCGAAAGCGACUGGCCAAGCCGAGGCAGAGGCACAGGUGGAGCUGCGUGCAGAGCUGCAGAGCGAGCGGCAAGCGGAGCUCAAGGCCGCCCAGCUGAUGAAGCUCGAGACGCAGCAGGGCCAUCUUCAGGCGGAGCUGCGGGAAGAGCGCCAGAAGUGCCAAGAGCUGGGCCGGACCUGCCAGCGAUCUCUCCAACUGGAAGCGGAGCUGUCGGAGGAGCAGGCGGAGGCCAAGCUGCGGCGUGACGCCGCGGCCUAUCUGCGGGGGGAGCUGGCGGCGGCCUCCGCCGAGGCGCAGGAGAUGGAGACCCUGAGGAGAGAGCAAGGCGCCGAGCUUCAAAAAGCGCAGGCCAGCAAGCAGCAGGCCAGUCAGGUCCAAUCUCGGCGACUCCAGCUUGAGCUUCAAGAAGAAAUCAACGAGGUCCUCCAGCUCCAAGAGGGCCUUGCCGAGGAGCGCCAGGCCAGCCGCAAGCUGGCGGCGGAGGCGCGGAACCGGAAGCUGGCGCUGGCGCGGGUGGCGCAGCUGGAGGCGGAGAAGGAGGAGCUGGUGGACCAAAUCUACCAGCUCCAGGCCCAGCUGGAGGACCAGGCUGGAAAGCUGCUGGCGGGGCAGCGCAUGGCAGCGGCCAAGGUGCAGGCCAGCCUCAGCGAGGAGCUCCUGGAGCUUCGGGCGCACGCCAGCCAGACCCAUGCCCGCCAGCAGCAGCUGCAGCUUCUGCAGGCGGAGCUGGCGGAGGAGCGCGCGGGCCGGCAGGCGCUGCUGAGCUCAGAAGCGCAGCUGGCCCAGGAGCUGAUUGAUCUCCGCUGCCACGUGGAACUGGCCGCGGCGGCGACCAAUUCGCGCGGGAGGCGUGCCAGGUCGGCUUCCCCACGAGCCUCCCCCCGGCGGGCCGCUCACGUGGCCAACGCCAACGCCAGCAUUCAGAGCCGGGCCUCGGCGGAGCUGGCAGCGCUGGAGGCGGCGCUGGAGUUGCUGCGGGGCGCCACGGAAAAAGCCAUCGAUUCCUCGCAGCAGGACUCCAAGGGCUCCGAGCUCUUCCUCCGCGCCCAGCUCUGCCGCGCCGAGACCUUGGUGGCCCGCCUCCGCGGCGGCCGCAUGGUGGCGGAGCAGCGCCUCAACCGCCUCCGCGAGGAGUUGGCGAAGGCACCAACCAGGGACCAGCUGCAUAGCACGCUGCUCCUGGAAGCCGCGGCCGCGGACGAGGCCGCGGAACUGGAAGAGGCCCUGGCGGCGCGGGCGGCGGAGAGCGCGGAAUCCGCGCAGGCGGAGCUGGAGGAGCUCAGUUCGCGAUGCGCUGCAGCCUUGGCUGAGACCGCAGCCAUGGAGUCGGAGCUGAGGGCAGAGGCAGAGGAAGCGCAGGUGGCGAUGGCUGCGCACAAGGAGCUGAGUUCGCACUACACCGCCGCCUUCUCCGAGACCUCGGAGAUGGAGUUGAGGCUGAGGGAGUCCGAGGCGGAAGUGGAGACGGUGCAGCAGGAGCUGAGUUCGCAAGCAGCUCACGCUGAGACUUCCACCCUGGAGAUGGAUCUGAGGACGGCCGAGGCCGCGCAAAUGGCAACGGCUGCGCAGGAGCUCUCACAGAUGGCGGAGUCGGAGUUGCAAGCGGAGGCGGCGCUCGCCUCGGAGGUGCGGAAGGAGCUGCGGGCCGAGCAGCGCCGCAGCGCCCGCCUGAGCGUGGCGGAGCAAAACUUGGAGCAGGAGAUGCGGCAGCUGCAGCAGGAGCUCCAGGAGCGUGCCGCUACCUCUGCGCGGAGCUGGCGCCAGAGUUGGGCCCUGCCCGACGCUCGCUCGGAGACGGCGGACACCAAGGCUGCAACCCCAGUCCUGGAGGUACCAGAAGCGGCCUCCGAGGCCUCCGCUUCUCGCAAUUGGCGCCUGUCCUGGAGCGAUGUGUUGGACCUGUUGGACCACGCUGGCGGCCAAGACUACCAGACGCGCGCGCUGAAGAAGACCACCCAGCCAAACAUCGGCCCCUUCGCCGAUCGGCCCGCGCGGGAGUGUGUCCGCCUGCUGGAGACUUGGCACUUCCAAGGCCCGAGUCAGGAUUCGGGCCCGGAGUUCGCGAUCGGGGCCCGCGCCAUGCCAAUGCUGAGGAAAAUCCAGUCAAGCUUCAACGAGCCGAUGCGCACCCGCGUUCACAACAACGCUGGCAGUCAAGCUGUGAUCCGGGAAUCCUUUCAGAUUAACAUCGAUGAGCUCGCGCCGGACACCUUAAUGACGCUGCUGGUCAAAGACCAGUCCUUGCUGGUGAGCUCAGAAGUGGCAUCUCAGCUGCACCGGGAACUGGGAACAAACGAAAUAGAACCAGAUGAUUCCCAUAGGGAAACUGCCAGGAGAGUGAUACUAAGCGGGUUUAAGAUGUUUCAAUCAAGGGGUUGGGCUACCUGCAGGGGUCCACAAAGCUGGCAACUUGGCUCCGGAUUUGAGUCGAGCCCGUAG